AUGCUACUGUAUCCAGGUAGUAACUGGCAGCCCGCGGGGAACCGUUCUGAACUCUCCCUCCAAACACGAAAUGUCCAGCUCCAUUCCCAUGUGGAGACCACCCCGUCAACCUAUGGGGAGACGGCCAGAAUACAGGCCUCUACGAAUGAUAUAGCUUCGUCUUCAAAGACACAUCAAUAUACAACUCAACUCAAGCUCCCUGCCUCACAUGCUGUGUAUUCGAACUUUUACCUGAGGUCCGACGGCGUGUUGUUUGAGAGCGAGAAGCAACUUACAGCCGACCGAGCUAAACACGCGCUCACCUUAGCCAUAUUGCCCAUCGAAGACGAUGAAGCACAUGGCCGAAAGAGAAUCCGAUCGAAAGAGUCGAAGUCAGAGAAACAACCAACAAACAGAUCCUAUCCCCACCUCUCCUGUGAGGAGUAUCAGCCGCCGCCGGGCAGCUUGCCUCAAGAUCUCGCUGCGAUAUUUCUCCACCUGGUGACUCUUAUCGACAGACACUUGAAUCAUAAUAAGGAUGGAAAUAAGAGACUGACAGAUGCUACUCGCGUCAAGAGGCAAAUCUACACAUCCAAGAACGAUGUUUGGACACGCGGACGGCAGAUAAGGUGCUUCCAACUAAUACAACGCGGCCGCUGGCUUAUAAACAUGAAUGUAUCACUCGGUGAAAUUUAUGAAGAAAGGCCCGAAGGAGGUAAUGAAACUAUAAUGAUCAUGUCUUGCCUAUCUGGCCUCUUCAAUUUACCCUGGCUACCCCCUGGCCGAUUCAAGGAGCUGGAAGAUCUACGAAAGCAAGAUGAAACCAAAUCAUUUCGCCAGGGCCAAGGCGCACGCACGACAUUGGCUUCUAUACCAAAUAUAGCGCCUGGUAUAUUACAAGGGUCAUUCGCCAGCGCUGGAGACACUGCAGAAAUAACCACAUCUACACUUAGCAACACGCCAAGAACACCUUGGGAUGAACGCGGUGACAAGAGCAAAAGGCCAAAGUUUGCCAGAGAUAGCCAUGUCACAAACCUACGACCUACCUCAGGGCUAUUGUCGAAUCAUCUUGGGCAAAACGUGUCUAGCGGUUUGACAUAUGAGACGGCAUCUACGAUUUUGGUCAGCCACUGCACCUCUCUUCAACAGCCCGUUAGCGAUCCACAGAACUACCAUGACGCGGGUGGCAUCGUAUCAGUUCCGUUUAACGGUCGGGGCACCAGGCCAGUGGAAUUGAAUAGAAUGGUAGAAGUGCAGAGUUAUUUUAAUUACUGGGAUAGUGUUAGGCCUGCUAAUGCAACUAGGUGUUAUUAG
This is a messenger RNA of Trichoderma atroviride IMI 206040, 1293 nucleotides long. The record is from RefSeq and is a predicted model, not a curated record. Lineage: Eukaryota; Fungi; Ascomycota; Sordariomycetes; Hypocreales; Hypocreaceae.